Messenger RNA from Clunio marinus, 502 nucleotides. The record is from the annotation of a GenBank genome assembly. Lineage: Eukaryota; Metazoa; Arthropoda; Insecta; Diptera; Chironomidae.
AUUCAACGAGUUGAUGUCGGGACGUUCAGUUAUCGCGUUUGUGGAGAAUUCUUUUUUUAUUUGUGAAUUUAAUUCUCGUAUAAAUAUUAAAAAUAUUUUUUGACUUUUAAUUUGUUGAUUCGGCAGUUCGUGUCGUCAAUUUUUUUAAUGUUCCAAGUGAAUGAAAAAAUAAAUAACAGAGAAAAGGAAAAAAGCAACAAAUUGGCUUGAAAUUAUCUCUUGUGUUGUGUUGUCAAUUUCAAUUAGUAUUAUGAGUCGUAUGUGCGCGAAGUUCUGAAGUGAUCCAAUGCUAAUUAAUGUCAUAACAAAAACAAAUAUAAAAAAGAGAAAAGAAAUAUUAAGUUACAAACUGCCAGAAGCUUCUUACAAAUCACAACAUAGAUACGCCUGAAAAUAAAAAAAUAAAACCUUGUAAGGUGCAGCAAUAUUAAGUAGAAUCUCAUGAAAACGAUCAAUCAAAAUCGAAUUCGAAUAAUCGAACAACAAUCAAUUGAAGCGAAAC